Messenger RNA from Monomorium pharaonis (pharaoh ant), 3805 nucleotides. RefSeq names its product zinc finger protein 551-like. The transcript has a single exon. The coding region runs from base 626 to 994 and encodes 122 amino acids. The record is from RefSeq and is a predicted model, not a curated record. Lineage: Eukaryota; Metazoa; Arthropoda; Insecta; Hymenoptera; Formicidae.
UGCUGAACUUGAUAAAUUUCGUGUGUGAACUUCGUGUACGAAAUCAAAAUGAAUUUGAACACUUGCUCUUAAUCACUGAAGUAUGGACCCUAAUAUUUUUUUAUUUUAAAAAUUUUAUGUAUACUUUCUGCUCCCACGAAACUUUAUCCUUUCUAUAUAUUUCCGACUUAACUUGACAGUGUCGUGUGAACCGUGUAUGUUUUACAAUUUAUAAAAAUCGGAACCAUGAUGAAUGCGUUCUGAAAAUAAUCGAUUAUAGAUAUGUCUUAUUACACAGACUCAUUUCUAGGUAAUUUAUGAUUACAGAAUUCCUCAGAAUCGUAAAUGAACGAAGAAACCAGCAGCGUAUGAUAAUUACAAUCUACUGCAUGGUAAUUAAAAUGAAUAUGUUAGGGAUACAGUUAUAAGCUAUAGAGUAGUCUGCUGUUACAAAUUCUUGAGAAACGGUUCGAGAGGACGCAACUUACUGUUGCGUAGCAUCGUCGCAUUACGGUUUGUGUUUAUGUUACACAAUUCAAAUAUUUUUCACGAAGAAGACUUUUUUUGUUUCUUUUAACCGCUUUGCGGCCGUAGUCGCGUAUGAAUAGUGUCAAUAGUAUUCCAUGUGAGUAAUCAUUAACACGAGAUGACAUCGGUUUCAGAAUCAUGGAGCGACGGGCUGGCGGACAAGACAGAAUUGUCUCAGACAUUGCUGCAACAAUCGCAUCAACAACGACUGCAGGAGCAGCAGCAUCAACGGCAGCAGUUGCGCAAGACAAUGGAAAACGCGAUCGCGGCCAGCGGUUUGCACGGCCGGAGGUAUCACUGUCCGAAAUGUGAAAAGUCCUUCUCGCAGAGCUACUCGAUGUACCGGCAUUACAGAUACGAGUGCGAUUCACUACCGCGUUAUCAAUGCCCGUAUUGCGGCCACGUCAGCAAAUGGUCCCACUCGAUCUAUAAUCAUAUCAGGAAAAUUCAUCCAGGAGCGAAGGUCACGCUGAACAAGCUCUACUAGUCCAUGGUGGGAAGAACGCUGUGCAAUGUUACCAAUAAGGCAUGAUACACGUGAUCAUUGAUAAAAUCGAAAUCGUUUCGCUUGCGCGUUCCUCGAAAGUGAUGGUCGUUCUUGGCGUUUUUUGCUUUUCUAUCUGUUCUCUCAAAAGGUUGAUCGGUCAUCUGUAUCUAUAGACCGAAAGAUGGAACGCUCGGAGGAACGAUUUAACGUGAAUUACAUCCAUCGACAUGUUCAGUAUUGAUUUCUGUAUAUCACGACUGUUCUAUUGCGAAAAUAAAAUUAGAAUAAUUUGUAAUUUUUAAUGUAGCACAAACUUUAAUCCCGCAAUGUAGCAUCAAGGAAGCUCAAGCAUUGAUAUAUGAUUUAGGUUCUUGACCAUUUUGAGAUUCAGAUGAGAUCGAGCCAACUUUCAACCGCUCCCGAGAAAAAGGAGAAGGAAAAGCAGAAGACAUCCCAAAAUUCCUGUACAUUUCCAUUUUCUCCUUUUCGCUGCUCCUCGAAUCUUCUCCCGCUAUUAAGAGACCACCGGUUGCGAAUCGCCGCUCUAAUGUAGACCUCCGUUUCUAUUUGUGCUUGCAGACUUCAGACCGAUCGUCCUGCAGAAGUACCACGGCGUCGUGCGGAAUUCCCGUCACAUGCCCAGACUUCAAGCCCCCGUAAAUCGGCGCGGCUUUCCCUGUCCCAGAUGCGCCCGUGUCUUCCGCACUACCGGCGGCAUGAGCCGACACUAUCGCCUAGAGUGCGUCGACAUGCCACGCUUCAAGUGUCCGCACUGCGACAUGCGUAGCAAGUACACGCAAGCUGUGUACAGGCACAUCCGAGCGAAGCAUCGCAAUAUGGAGCUGCGAUUCGUUAAGCUGUAUUAAAAAGGCGAGUUUGGAGACUGAUGUAACUUAAUUUAUAUAUACGCGUAGACUUAAAUCGAGAUAGACUUAAAUCUAUUCCUCCUAGGUAGUAAAAAAGGUACCUUUCCUUUCUUCUUUUCCCCUCGCCUUUUUUAAAGGUUGUUUUAAAGAGAAAACUUGUGCCCCAAAUACAAACGUCGUGUUUUAAUUAAGCGCAUGUAUUUGCGUACAAUUUAUAAAGAGCUUUAAUUUCAUGUGUAAAUAAUAUAAUCUACUACUUUUAAUAAAAAUUGACUAUCUAACUAUUCUUGAUUAAUUUUAGAAUUUUUUGGAGAUAUGAUUUGUAAUAAGCAAGGCAUUUUAACAAAUUAAUUAUGAUUAACAAAUUAUCAUCGUGAUUAAUUGAAAUAUAAUCAAACAAUAAAAAAUUAUAGUUAUGCGCAAAUGACAAGUUUCUGUGAUAAAACUGUGAAAGUUUGUUUAACGCGUUGCGUUACAGAAUAUAGUUACUAUAUUUAAUUUACGUUAACUAUAUGCAUAGACGAAACAGUAAUUGUUACUGUUAAGAAUUGACGAGAUUAGCAGAUUGCGAUUUGAAGUUCUCUGUAUAUUAUACUGAAAAAUAUGAAUAUGUUUAAGAAAUUGUAUAUAUUUCGUCUAUAAAUACAACCAUUUUUAUUCUCUUAUAUGUCUUUCAAUCACGUUAAAAGUAAGCGUAAGUUAAUUAAAAGAAUGAUUCUCAAGUGUUAUUUGCGAUUAUUUCUCAUAAAAAGUACAUCGAUGGAUGAUGAGACGAUGAGAGAUUUCUCAGAUAUCUUUUUUUUUAUUUUUACGUUACCUUUUCGAAGAGAACAAUCGAAUUAGAAAUAUCGCACUGCGGUAUAUUUAUUUUUGUUGAUGAUUUAAGGCAUACAUAUCCAAAAAUAAGAAAGAGAAAUUUAUUUUUUAUACAAGCAAUAAAUUAAAAGCUUAACUUUUGCUCUGAAAUCUGAGAAAUCAAACGUAUCUCAUUAAGAAUUAAAUUUAAAAUUAACAUAAAUAAGUUUUACAUAAUUGUAUAAUAUAUAUUUGUUUGUACAAGAAAUGUAUGAGAUUUUUACACAUUGUAACAAAGUUAUAAUUUUCAAUUGCGAACAGUAUCGUUAUUACCUAACUUUUGUUUAAAUUUUUCUAGCGAAUUAAUUUUUUUUUAAAUUAUUAAAAAAAUUUUUUAUUGAAAAUAUUUAUCCAAAGAUUAAGAAUAGAAUAUAUAAUAAAUAAAAUAUAAUAAUAGAUUUUGUUUUUAAUUUUUAUUAUAUUUUUCAAAAGUAUAAUUUUGUUUUAAUUUAUUUUGAUUUAAUUUGAUUUAUUUUUGGGAAAUUAAUGUAAUUAUGUAUAUAAAAAUUAGAUCAUGGAGAAUAAUUUAGAGUUCUUAUGCAUGAAUUUCUUAUAUAAUUUGGAUCUUUUUUUAUUUAAAAAUUACAUGCUGCAUUUUAUUUGAUGUAUAUGACUUGUAAAAAUUACCAUCAAACAGAUAAAAAAAAAAGUUUUUAAUAUUUUUUUUAUUUCUGUAUUUUAUUCUUUAUUUGCAUAUUUUAAUUUUUAUUGUUUAUUUAAGAUUUAUUAAGUAUUAAUAUUUAUUUUGUUAGAAGAGCAGGAGACGACUCGCGUAUCUUUUAAUUUAUAUGAAUAACAUUUAUCCUUUUAACAUAUAAUUUGCAAUAUACAUUACGUAAUUUAUUAUAUCCGAAUAAUUUAUAUUAAAUUAAAUAAUUUCUUUAUUCUUUAUGAACUAGUUGACACAAAAAUGGACAAUUUUAAAGAUAAAUUUAAAAAUUAACUUGAAAAUUUGUAACUGGCAUGCGUUAUAAUGUUAUAAUGUUUUAUAUCAAUGUCUUAAUAUAUAAAUGUAAAAAAUAUGUAUAUGUAUGUAUUUAGCAUAUUUUAUAAAUAAUGAGCUACAUCAGUAAAAUGAUGACAAGAAGAA